GUUUUUUUUUGGGUGAAAACGUUUAAACGAAUUUAUUUGUAACGAAAAAGCCGACAAGAAACAAGAGAAAAAUUCUAAAAAUAAAUUCUAAAAAUCCAAGCAAUCAUCCAUCGUUUUUGAACAAACGAAAAAAAAAAUUAUUAUUCCUUGCCAAACGACACAUGCACACACUCACUCUCACAUACAUUAUCAUCGUGCACCCACAAGAUUUUUUGAGAAUAAUUGGAAAAAAACUUCCUGGAUUCUUUUCAUUCGAUGGUCGUUGAUUCAUUAUUAUUAUCAUUUUGUUCACCAUAAUCAUUCGGUUGUUUGUUUUAAUAAUAAUUCAAAUUAACCAUAUAUACAGUGAUCAUCGACCUCAACAUUAUCUUCGAAUUCUAUUCAUUUGGCUGGUAAUUGUAUUGUAUGAAUUAUAUAUUUGAUAAUUCUCCAAUUUUUACUCUCAAAACUUUGAACAUUGAAAUCAGAAUUUCCUUGAUGAUUAUUAUUACCAUACGCAACCAUUUUUUUUUGGCUUGGUAAAUUAAUUAAAAGUUCAUUUGCAUUCACUGUGUGACGAAGAUUCGAUUGUGUUCCUGAAAAAAUAUCAUAUCACAUCAAAUGUUUUGUAUAAAAACAAAUGACUAGAAUAAAUCAUUCGACAUUUGAGAAGAACUUGAACGAAUAACUUGUUGUUGUCAUUUUGAUCAAUUGACCUGUUGAUGUCUUGGUUGUGAAAAUGUAUUGCACAUCAUCUUCAUCAUCAUUCUAUAAACGCUAUCAUAAGGAUUAUGAAUCAUCAUCAGCGAUGGGUAAUUAUCAAUCGAAUUCCUAUUAUCCUAGACAACUUCAUAAUUAUAAUCCAGAUACAAUGAUUGAUUCGAAUCAAAAUCGUCAUUAUUGUCAUAUUGAACGAAAAUAUCCGCUCAAUUAUUCAUCUUCGACAUCAUCCACUGCUUCAUUAUCCAGUUCUUCUUCCGGUUAUUCUGGAUCAUCAACAUCAUCAUCAUCAGCAGUGUCAUCAUCGUCUUCGUGGUCAUCGCAACGUAAAUUGUAUCCAUCUAUUUCGACCACGAGUUAUGAUUUUUAUGAUAGGAAAAAUGAUGAAAAUAAUAGUAAUAUUCGUGAAAGAAAUUUACAAUUAGCACGAUCAUAUACAUCCAAACCAACAACAACAACAUCAUCAUCAUCAUUCGCAUCUACAUGUACGAAUUUUUUAUCACGCUUUACAUCGAAGCUUUGUCUAAAUGAUCAACAACAACAACAACAGCAGCAGCAAUCACAACGAGCAUCCCGUUAUAAUGUGGCUGAUUCGAUGAUUGAUCAUCUUAAUUGUAAUGGUGAGCAUGGUGAUAAUGAUAAUGAUCAUCCAUCAGUGCAUAGAUAUCGAUAUCGUAAUAGUGGUUAUGGUAAUGGUGAUAACUAUAAUGUAAAUCAUGUUCAAUCAUAUCGGCCAACAACAAUGACAUACACAACACAACGGCCAUAUCAGCAACAACCACAGCAAGUAAUUACAUCAUCCAACUAUAAUAACAAAUCGAUAAGAAUCAAUCAUAAUAGAAACAAUAAUAAUAUCCAAACUAUAGGAAAUGGUUCCUAUUCAACUAGUUCCGGCUCUCGAUUAUCAAUCAUUGAUCAACAUCGAUUGCCACCGGUUUAUCCGGCAACAAAUAAUGAUCAUCAUUUAUCGAUUACCGGACGUAAUUCAAAAUAUCAAACUAAAUCCAAAUUAUCCUAUAGUGCUAGUAAUGCAAGCCUUAAUCACAAUGAUAAUGAUAGCGUUCAUAGCAUUGGUCCAUCCUAUUUAUCGAGCACAUUGACAUCAACUGCUAAAGCGACAAAGGCUACAGGUUCCUAUACAUCGGCAAUGACCACCACACGUACGAAUCGUUAUCAUUUUCGUUAUCCAUUCUCAGUUCAUACAUCCACUACUACUACAUCUAAUGACGAUAGCAAUGCAUGUUCGACAACGAAAAUACGAUCAACAAUGAAAGAAUCAACAUUUUUGAAUGAUAACCGCCAGCGUUAUCAAUUACGAUACAAAAGUACUACUUCCGGACUUUAUAGUAACGGUCUAACAAUGUAUACGCCUUCCUUAUAUCGAGAUGGUGAUAAAGAACCAUCGUCAUUCAUUUCUUCAACGGCCAAAAAUAAAUUUCCAACGACAACGAUCACACCAUACAGAUCAUAUUUGACUCAAAAGAAAUCCAUUUCAAGGAAUUAUACACGCGUUUUUGAUUCAGGUUUCGAUCAUAAUGAUUCGUCUGAACGAACAAGUGAUGAAGAUCGAAGUUCCAAACAACAAACGCAUCAUCAAUCACAACAGCAACAAAAAAGUGAUCAUCAUCGUAAAGGUGGCCAUAAUAAUCAUAACAAUAACAACAACAGCAGCAAUCAUCAUUAUCAUCAAAAAAAUCAAACUGAAAGUACAACAACCAUUGAAGAUGAUCAACAUGGACAUUUAAUCUACAAAAAUGGCGAUAUACUUCAGGAUAAAUAUGAAAUCCUCGCUACACUUGGUGAAGGUACCUUUGGCAAAGUGAUUCGUGUUCGUAAUCUCAAAACUAACAACGCAUUGGCGUUAAAAAUCAUCAAAAAUGUCGAUAAAUAUCGCGAAGCAGCAAUGUUUGAGAUUAAAGUCUUACAAACCAUUGCUGAACGUGAUCCAAAAGGUCGAAAUCUUUGCGUACGAAUGUUCGAUUGGUUUGAUUAUCAUGGCCAUAUUUGUAUAGCAUUCGAAAUGCUCGGUCUUUCCGUAUUUGAUUUUAUGAAAGAUAACAAUUUCCAACCAUAUCCUAUUGAUCAAAUUCGCCACAUUGGCUAUCAGCUGAUAUUUUCUGUGAAAUUUUUACAUGAAAAUGAAUUGACUCAUACAGAUUUGAAGCCAGAAAAUAUUUUGUUUCUCAAUUCCGAAUAUGAUGUUGAGCUCACCAAAAAGCGUAAAGAAAUACGUCGAGUAAAAAAUACAGACAUUCGUUUGAUUGAUUUCGGUUCGGCUACAUUUGAUUAUGAACAUCAUAGCAAAAUUGUUUCGACAAGACAUUAUCGUGCACCCGAAGUCAUACUUGAACUUGGCUGGAGCCAUCCUUGUGAUGCAUGGAGUGUAGGAUGUAUACUGUUUGAACUCUAUCAAGGAAUGACAUUGUUUCAGACACACGAUAAUCUUGAACAUUUAGCCAUGAUGGAACGUAUCCUCGGUCCUCUUCCCUAUCGUAUGAGUCGAAAAUCAAAGACCAGAUAUUAUUAUCAUGGAAAAUUAAUGGAUUGGGAUGAGCGAUCCGCUGCUGGUCGAUAUGUACGUGAAAAUUGUAAACCAUUACAUCGUUACAUAAUACAACCGGAUAAUGAUGAUCAUCGAAAUUUAUUCGAUUUGAUCUCACAACUAUUGGAAUAUGAACCGAAUAACCGUCUUAGUUUGCAAGAUGCAUUGGAUCACCCAUUCUUCAAACGCCUUCCAUCCGAACAACGGCUACAUGAUGAUGAUAAAAGCUAAGUGUAUUAACAACAAUUAGCUCAGCCAAAAAACAACAUUUUUUUCUCUUUCAUCUUUCAUUCAAAUUACAAAUUUCAUUCAUUCGUCAUGAUGUUUGAUUAUAAAACAAGUGUCUAUUGAUUGUAAUUGGCCAUUCACAUCAUAAGUGUUGUUACACGACGUCAUUCUGUCAAGUGAUAGGAAUUUUCAAUUUGAAAUGAUUGAUUGAUUGAUUUUUUUUUCAUUCGUCUUUCAUAUUCAAACACUGAUACAACACACACAACAUAUAUUUUGUUGUCACCUUAAAUACUUUUCACAAUUUAUAACUAUAAAAAAAACACCCUUGUAUACACCUACCCACCUUUUAAUGUCCCAUUUAGAUCUAUUUGUGACAAUAUACAUUGAAUUUGUUUGAAUUGAAAUGAAAUUCUAUUCAUUUUGAUGAUGAUUAAACUAAUGCUUGAAUGCAGAUGGGGGAGGCAAUGUCCACCAAUCUUUUCAAAA
Messenger RNA from Dermatophagoides farinae (American house dust mite), 3955 nucleotides. The record is from RefSeq and is a predicted model, not a curated record. NCBI's taxonomy places the organism in Eukaryota, Metazoa, Arthropoda, Arachnida, Sarcoptiformes, Pyroglyphidae.